Messenger RNA from Phalacrocorax carbo (great cormorant), 1721 nucleotides. The record is from RefSeq and is a predicted model, not a curated record. Lineage: Eukaryota; Metazoa; Chordata; Aves; Suliformes; Phalacrocoracidae.
UGCUUCAACUCCAGAAUGCCGACAGUUGCCACAGACCAAUCCUCCACACCCACUCCUGAUAUGAAGUCUCCUACGAAGCGGAGAAACGCCUGGAAGAGGCGCCAGCUGCGCCAGCCGCCUCGAGGGGUCAGGGGUGCCCUACACUGCUGCGGGGAGAGGCCGGCUGUAGGAACCGGGCCUCGGCCACCGGGCUGUCGGCCGCGCCUGGAGAGGCUUAAGGCGGGAGGCGGCGAGCGCCCGCUGGGCUCCGCGGGGUGGCCCCGGCAGGCGCGACGCUCCCGCUUUCCACCUCAGCGCCCGGGGAGGCGUGGCCCCGCGCGCAGGUGCCCGCUGAGGGGCGUGGCCCUCAGGUGCGGCCCCGCCCUCCCCCGGGGUGCGGGCGGCCCAAGGCGGUGGCGGCGCCGCUGCUGCCGCCGCUUCCCCGCCAUGGCGGCCCCCGGCGGGCUGGGCCGCUGCGUGGCUGCCUUCUGGCUGGCGCUGGCGUUCGACGCGCUGGGCCUGGCUGUGCUGCUGGUUGGUGUGUUCGCCGACGUGGUGUUCUCCGACCUGCUCAUCUAUGCGGGUGGCAUCGGCAUCUUCCUUAGCCUCAUCUGGUGGGUGUUCUGGUACGCGGGCAACCUGGAGGUGCCGCUGGAGGAGCUGCGCGACGACGUGGGGUUGGCGCCGCCCAAGGGUCGCGGGGAGAGCCUGCUGCGGGGGCUGGUGCACGGCCUCAGCCGCCGCGUCUCCUCUGCCUUCGCUCCCGCGCCCCGCUCCCGCGCCGGGGCCGCCGCCGCCGCCGAGCUGGAGCUGCAGCGCGCCGGGUGUCCGCGGGGCCGUCCCGCCGACUCCAGCAGGAUCUGCUGAAGACAUGGCUAUCGAAGUUACUGCCUCUAAAAGUGGGGGAAGUGCUGCAAAAUAUGGAAAGAGAAUUCCCUACUCAAUGCAAUAGGAUUCUCUCCUUACGGAAUAAUCUCUGCAACCAUUGUGGACUCUCUAUAAAAUGGAUAUAUAGAGCCAUAUCUCUGCCAAAUGCACCUGUUUCAAUGUUGGACUGGAUAGUUUUUUGUGGGUGUUUUUCACCAUUUCAAAAAAAUAAAUUAGAUCUCCUAAGAAGUGAGAACUGAGAAAGAAACAAACCUGAUUCACAGAAAAAUCACUGCAGCAUGUAAUAUAGAAUUAUUUUUUUAUUUUUAAUAACCUGCGAAUGUUUGGAUAAGAAGCUCUUGCACUGUUUUGUCAAGGUCUGGAAGUCAAACUUACUGUGAAUUUUUAUGAUGCCAGUGCAAUACUUUUGUAAGGGUGCUUUUAAAAUAUCUAUAUUAGACUACUGAUGCGAAGUUGCAAAUGUAGUAAAAGUUGUUUAUAGUGUAAAUACACAAUUUACAGUGACUCUUGUAAAGUUCCAUCAUUAUUUUGGAAUAACUUGGAACUUAAGGUUUUUAUAAGCAGACAAGUAAAAGUAGUGAUGUUGGCAUACCAGUACAUUCUUCAUAGUUGCAAAUGAUGUAAUGUGAUGACUCGAAGAGGCAUUUUUACUCCAGUGAUGUUGGGAACUAUUUUCCUAAUGCUGAAGCAUUUGGGGGAGGAGGGGCACCACCAACAUCCACUCACCCCAACCCCCCUCCCCCGUUGAUUAACAAAUAUUCUGAUGCUUUAUAAAAUAUUAACAAAUUUACAUUUAGAUGUAACUGAGAAGUCGCACCUGGGAAAAGAUUUAUAUUAAAGUUAAUGAUACCUAA